GUCUCCCCGUCCCGCUCCCCGCAACAUGCAAAGCGUUGACGUCCCCCUCGCAGCAACCUCCGCCCGCUGGAUCCGAGCUCCCUCCCUCCCUUCCUUCGACCCCAAACAAAAACCCCACCGGACGAUCAGGAAUCGCUCUCCCCUCUCCACCACCACCAUUCCACCAACGACUCCUCACCUUCACCUCUCCUAGCUAGCUAGCUAGCCUCCGCUCGCUUCGGUCCAGCGGCGACGAGCGCGACGUCGGGAUGAACGCCGGUGCCCCGCCGGCGCCCGGCCGGUUCACCCCGGGCGACGGCACCUCCGUGGGCAUGUUCAGCUCCGACCGCAUCGGCGGCUUCGGCUACGGCGUCGGCGUCUCCGUCGGCAUUCUCCUCCUCAUCACCACCAUCACGCUCGCCUCCUACUUCUGCACCCGCGCGCCCCCGCCCGGCCCGGAGGCCGCCGCCGACGCCGAAGGGACGGCCCGGCGAAGGCGGCGUGCGCGGCGCCGCGAGGGCGGCGGCGACAACGAUGGCGGCGGGGCAACCGGCGACGACGUCGACGUGGAGCUCGGCAUCGACGAGGCCACGCUCAAGGGGUACCCGGAGGUGGUGUACGGCGAGGCGCGGAGGAGCAAGAACAGGAAGCUGGGCACCACCUGCACCUGCUGCUCCGUGUGCCUCGACAACUACGGCGACGGCGACGUGCUCCGCAUGCUGCCGGACUGCGGCCACCUGUUCCACCGGGAGUGCGUCGACCCCUGGCUCCGGAAGCACCCGACCUGCCCCGUCUGCCGGACCUCGCCGCUGCCCAGCCCCUUGCCCACGCCCCUCGCGGAGGUCACGCCGCUGGCCAUGACGAGGCUGUCCUCCUGACACCACACAGAGGUUCUUGCGUGGUUUUAAUGUUCUUGCUCUUUUCUCGUUCCUUUUUCUCUUGUUUUAGAAAAUUGGGAUUGGUGAAAGAAAAGUUCAGGUUAGGAAUCAAUUAGAAGUUUCUUUUGUGAUCUGGGGUGUAAAUCCGGUUUCAGCUUAGUUUCACUUCUGAUGGAAAUGCAAGUCAGCCUAGCAUUCUGUCCUGAAUCCUGAUACAAAUGGUUGAGAGUUCCCCGAUCAGAAGUUCAGAACAUGUGCUCAAAGAGGGAUUAUUACUUGACAUUAGCAAAUUGGGUGUCAAUGUCACAAUGUAGAGUAGGUUGUCUUGAAUAUACUGAAUCAAA
This is a messenger RNA of Triticum dicoccoides, 1201 nucleotides long. Its product is annotated as putative RING-H2 finger protein ATL71. NCBI's taxonomy places the organism in Eukaryota, Viridiplantae, Streptophyta, Magnoliopsida, Poales, Poaceae. The transcript has a single exon. The record is from RefSeq and is a predicted model, not a curated record. Bases 249 to 857 code for a protein of 202 amino acids.